CCUGCGCAGGCUGCAUGGUGGACGGCGUGAUGCGUGAGGAAGGCUCCAUCUGGACGGUGGAUCAGCAGUCAUGCAGGAGCUGCACAUGUCUGCACGGGGAGGCCCAGUGCCAUGAGGUCAUGUGCCCCCAGAUAUCCUGCCAGAAAGUCUGCCGGGGGGAUGAUGAAUGUGCCAACACGUGCUGCUACAAUGGACGCAGCUACAAAAAUGAGGAGACAUUCAGUGACCCCAAAGACCACUGCAAGUCUUGCGUCUGUCAGACUGGCAAAGUGAUUUGCAGGGCAGUGGCCUGCUUGGAUGUGAGAUGCUCCAAUCCUUAUACGCCACCAGGAGAGUGCUGUCCCAGGUGUUCAGAAUGCACCUUCGAGAAUGCUGUGUACCUCGAUGGUCACCAGUUUCCCAACCCAAGGGACCCAUGUCAACAGUGCACUUGUUUGAGGGGUGAGGUGACCUGCGAGUACCACCAGUACCCUCAGUCCCAUUGUAACCACCCCCAGCGUACAUCCUAUUGCCAGGACAACCGCAACGAUUGCUACUAUGCCGGGGAACAGUACGUCAAUGGAAUGGAGUUUGUCCACCCUACCAACAAAUGCAAGACAUGCCGCUGUGUUAAUGGCCAUGUCCAAUGCUUGAUGACGACCCGUCCCCCAUCUCAGUGCAGCGACCCUCAUCUGGUUCCUGGAGAGUGCCACCCUCGAUGUUCUGAUGAAUGCCUUUAUGUGGGACGCAUAUAUAGACACUCAGAGCACUUCCAAGACCCACAAGAUAGGCGCAGGUCAUGUAUCUGCAGCAGUGGGGAAGUGACCUGCCAGGACUACAGGCCCCCCCAGAACCGCUGCUAUCCUGAAGUUAAAACAGCAACAGGUUCAGGUGAAGAAGGAGAGAAUGACGAUCAAAGGAAGCUUGAGCCCCACCCAAUCAAUUGCCCUGAGCACCAAGAUCGUGGUGACUCCCAACCACGCUGUGGGCCACAGCUAGUCCACCAGUGCCCACACACUACCCAAAAUCCUUGCCCACGACAACCUCCUAACCCCAAUCCUUGCAUAGGGGACCAACCUUGCGAAGUCCAAAAUCCUUGCCCACGACAACCUCCUAACCCCAAUCCUUGCACAGGGGACCAACCUAGCGAAGUCCAAAAUCCUUGCCCACGACAUCCCCCUAACCCCAAUCCUUGCACAGGGGACCAACCUNGCGAAGUCCAAAAUCCUUGCCCACGACAUCCCCCUAACCCCAAUCCUUGCACAGGGGACCAACCUUGCGAAGUCCAAAAUAUUUACCCACGACAUCCCCCUAACCCCAAUCCUUGCACAGGGGACCAACCUUGCGAAGUCCGCACACAUCACAGAUCCCUAAGACUAAGGAAGGCCCGCAGACCUGCAGCAGCUAAUCCAUUUCAACUACUCCCAACGACCAAGGCUUAAGUGGCAUCCAAGUCCUGAUUAGAAGAAACGGAAGUGAAAGGAGACCACUGGAUAUGUUAUUUUCUGGAACAAAUGUACAAGAUGCCAUUUGCAUCUUCCCACCUCUUAUGUGCCAAGUCACUUAUGUGACAUCUUUUUCAUUUAGCUAACAUAAAGGUGCAGGCAGAAACACAAAAUAAUUUUAUGUAUUAUUCUUACAGGCUUGUAGGUUUUACAGCUGGAAUUUAGUGUGUACACUUUUGAAAAUUAUCACAGUACAAGGAAGUUUAAAUACUUCCAUAAAAUACUUAUUAUGACCAUAGCUUAUCGAUGUCAUGUGGAUUACAGCUUAAGGUAGUCACACAAGCAACACAGUAUUGUAUAUCUUCUCAUAAAGAGGAAUUAAAAGGCUCCUUUACUGAAA
Molecule: messenger RNA, 1824 nt
Organism: Paramormyrops kingsleyae
Lineage: Eukaryota; Metazoa; Chordata; Actinopteri; Osteoglossiformes; Mormyridae
Source: RefSeq, a predicted model, not a curated record